Penicillium subrubescens is the source of this 1338-nucleotide messenger RNA. RefSeq names its product GNAT family N-acetyltransferase. The coding region runs from base 1 to 1338 and encodes 445 amino acids. The transcript is spliced from 2 exons. Gene Ontology annotation, biological process: siderophore biosynthetic process. The record is from RefSeq and is a predicted model, not a curated record. Lineage: Eukaryota; Fungi; Ascomycota; Eurotiomycetes; Eurotiales; Aspergillaceae.
AUGGCAUCCAGUUCAGCGAGUCCCCAAAAAUACCCCCCGGUCAAGCUGCCACACCCUUUUCUUACAACAUAUCGAGUGCAAACAAUUGUCGGAACAACACCGACAAAGCGCAACUUGGUGUUGGAAAAUCAGCCCGCCGAUGGACGUCCUCUGACAGAGCCUUUGCAUCUUGAUUCACUUUCAUGGAUUGACUUGUCGUUUCCUCCCAAGGAUCAAUCUCCUCCCGAGUCCGAUAACAGCGCUUGGGCACGGGCUCGUCGCAGUCCAGCUACCACUUUCGAAUGGACCUCAGAUUGCCCUUCGCUGGGUCAGAUCUGGAACGUGAUCCAUGCAAUCUAUCUCGGCAAUCCCACACAUGAAUAUUUCAGAUUGACUUUCGCCGGUCGAGAUAGCGAUAUUCUUCGCAAAGAACUUCUUACCACCGGACUGGCGAUCGAACACCCCAAGCCGUGGCAUCGUCCCCAGGAUAAGGCGACUUGGAAGUCCGAUGACUUGUUGAUUCUCCGGAGUGCUUUCUGGCAAGGUGCGGCUUCUCCAACAGGCCCUCGCCCGAUAUGGACUGUGGGAGAUGGAACGGAUGGUCCCCUGCGCAAACCUUUGGAUAUGUUCCCUAUCAUGCCCGAGAACUAUCAGAUUACCAUGAAGUUCCCAGAAGAGGCUGUGUAUACCCGCCAUCCCACACGUCGUCCGAAGCCGCACCCAGGAUCUAUUGCCUACAGCCGAUAUAUCCCUGAGGUCGAUCAACACUUUUCUCUCGAGGUUGUCGAUUGGGAAAACCUUGAGCAUUUGAAGCUUUUCAACACCUGGCAAAAUGAUCCACGCGUUGCAAAGGGUUGGAAUGAGACUGGAACUUUGGACGAGCACCGGAAUUACCUCCGCAAGCUGCACUUCGACCCUCACGUUCUUUGCUUGUUCGGACGCUUCGAUAACACUCGAUUCUCAUAUUAUGAGCUGUAUUGGGCCAAGGAGGAUCAUUAUGGCGCUCACUACGACGCCGGUGACUACGAUCGCGGACGCCACUCACUUGUCGGUGACGCAUCAUUCCGUGGUGCUCACCGUGUGAAUGCCUGGUAUUCAAGCUGCAUUCAUUACUGCUUCUUGGAUGACCCACGAACUGUCAACGUUGUGGGUGAGCCAAAGGCCACCGGUGCCACCAUCUUGUCCUAUGAAAAUGCGCAGGGUCUUACGAUCGGCAAGUACGUCGACCUCGGCCACAAACGUUCAGUUCACAGUAUCGCCAGUCGAGAGAAGUGGUUCCAGCUGUGUCCCCUCUUCUGGGACGGGCGCGAGAGGCCCCUUGAAUCUGCUGACCGUGCAGCUUGGAACGCCAAGCUGUAA